Molecule: messenger RNA, 3616 nt
Organism: Dromaius novaehollandiae (emu)
Lineage: Eukaryota; Metazoa; Chordata; Aves; Casuariiformes; Dromaiidae
Gene: PODN
Product: podocan
Exons: 12
Coding region: 701-2521 (606 amino acids)
Molecular function (GO): protein binding
Source: RefSeq, a predicted model, not a curated record
AGUACAAGAAGAAAAUGCAAAUAAGCAUAUGCUUUUGAAGAAGGGUGAAUCCUGCUCUCUCACUUUCCCUCUUGGGCUCCUCUGGCAUCAAUAGUGAGCUGGGUAAUCACCCUUCUCUUCCUUUUCUCUGCCUGCAGACUGGGGUAAGAUGUGUGCUCCCUCAACAUAAACUUCUCUCCUCCCCAGAAAACAUUGCUUUUGUUGUAUGACCUCAGGGCGUUGUAAUAUAGACAGGGUAACAGGCAGGUGGAGGAUGGGGAAUGCAGAAUACAUCCUGGAUCUCUGAAUCAUCUAACAAAUAGGCAGCCAGUUUUGUUUUGUUUUUGUUUUAGUGAAAACACUUCCCACACUGACUUUUGAAAGUUACACGUGGCACAGAGAGGGAUCUGUUCCAGUUGAUAGGAGCCUGGAAGAAGAGAGGGAGGAAACGACUUAAUUGCUUUAGACUUUAGUUCAGCUGGAGUUGGGAGGAAAGAAUCGGUGUCUCUUUUUUGGAAUACAGCAAGUUCUUGCUGAGGACAGAUCCUCUGCAGAUUUAGUGGAGUGCAGGAAACUCGUUGGUAGAGGGUUGCCUGUUACUCUCUCUAAUUCUGCCGCUCACAUCUGGAAAGGAUCUGGCUUGGAAAGAGGAGUCUCAGUCUGAGCUCAGCGCAUGUAACGGACAUGGCAUGAGCUGAGGGAGCCUGUGGGGGCAAGAGAAAUGUUCUUCUCCAGUCAUCUGAUUUCUGUCAACAAAGGGGCGAUGCCCGGCGGCGGCGGCGGCCGGGUCCUGCUGGCGCUGGGGCUGCUGGCGCUGAGCUGCGCCGCCGCCCGCUCCUCGCCGCCCGGCGCCAACGACUUCCCCGACGGCGUCGCCGAGCGGCGGCGGCACCAGCAGCCCGCGGCCGCCGGCUGCCCCCGGGACUGCGGCUGCAGCCAGGAGGGCGUCGUGGACUGCGGCGGGAUCGACCUGAAGGAGUUCCCGCUGCGCCUGCCCGAGCUCACCAACCACCUGUCGCUGCAGAAUAACCAGAUAGAAGAAAUCUUUCCAGAAGAGCUUGCUCGUCUUCACAGACUAGAAACUCUCAAUUUGCAAAACAAUAGGCUUACUUCAAAAGGGCUGCCAGAAGAAGCAUUUGAACAUCUGGAGAAUCUGAAUUACCUGUACCUGGCAAACAAUAAGCUUACAGUGGCUCCGAAAUUCCUACCACACGCCUUGAUCAGUGCAGAUUUUGCAGCCAAUUAUCUCACUAAGAUAUAUGGGCUCACAUUUGGACAGAAACCAAACUUGAGAUCUGUGUAUCUUCAUAACAACAAACUUUCAGAUGCUGGGUUACCUGAUAAUAUGUUCAAUGGCUCUGAUAAUGUGGAGAUACUCAUCAUGUCCAGCAAUUUCCUGAAAUAUGUUCCAAAGAAUCUCCCUCCAGCACUCUAUAAAUUACACUUAAAGAACAACAAGCUCGAGAAGAUUCCCAAAGGAGCCUUCAGUGAGCUUACAGGUCUGCGGGAGCUGUACUUACAGAAUAACUACUUGACUAAUGAAGGAAUGGACAAUGAAACUUUCUGGAAAUUGUCUAGUCUUGAAUAUCUGGAUUUGUCCAGCAAUAACCUCUCACAAAUCCCGAGUGGUUUACCUCGAAACAUCGUACUCCUCCACCUGGAGAAGAAUGCAAUUAAGAUGAUUGGCAGAGAUGUCUUGACCCAAAUUAAGAACCUUGAGUACCUUCUGCUCCACAAUAACAAAUUAAAAGCCCGAGGGAUUCACCCGUUAGCCUUCCAGGGCUUAAAGAAGCUGCACACUGUACACCUGUACAACAACAUGCUGGAACGGAUUCCCAGUGGGCUGCCCCGGCGAGUGAAAACGCUUAUGAUCCUUCACAACCAGAUCUCUGAGAUUAACAGGAAUGACUUUGCUACCACUUACUUCCUCGAAGAGCUGAACCUGAGCUACAAUAAGCUCAAAAGUCCCCAGAUCCAUCGGGAGGCCUUCCGUAAACUGAGGCAGCUAAAGUCCUUGGAUCUUUCUGGGAACAACCUCCACACAGUGCCCUUCGGCUUUCCAAAGAACUUGCAGAUUCUGAAGCUGAAGGAGAACGAGAUAAGCGCCAUCCCAAAAGGGACUUUGUCUGGGAUGACAAAGCUGCGGGAACUGUAUUUGAGCAACAAUAAACUGAAAGUAAAUUCCAUUUAUUCAAGAGCAUGGAGAGAACUCAGCAGUCUCCAGUCAUUAGACAUGGCUGGCAAUCAGCUGACUUCUAUCCCAUCAGGCCUGCCAGAAUCGCUAGAAUAUCUGUAUCUUCAGAACAACAAGAUCACAACGGUGUCAGAGAGUGCUUUUGAAUCCACACCCAACAUAAAAGGAAUUUACCUCCGGUUUAAUAAGAUUGCAGUUGGAGCACUGAAGGAAAGUAUCUUCCGAAGCCUAAAGCACUUACAGGUACUGGAUAUUGAAGGGAACUUGGAAUUCAGCAAUACUUCAAAGAAUAAGGAUGAUUCAGAAGAGGAAGUGGAAGAUGAGGAAGAGGAAGAAGAACUGAGAUAAAAUGUGAACUCACACAAGCACAUCACAUGGAAGGAAAGCAUAUGGAAAAUUACAUAUAUUUCUAUGUGUAUAUAUCUAUAUAGAUAUACAGAGAACACUUAGCAAAACGUGCAAUGAAUUACACAGAAACUGUUGUGGCGCUGUUCCAGGCUCGUGGAAGACAGCAUGUUACAGUGCCUUAUUCAGGGAGAGACCCUGAAUGCCGUUCCAAAGCUUCCAAAUCAUCUUACUCGAGACCCAGGAUCAUAAGGGAUUGCUCUGGAACUCACAAAAGCUGGCUUUUGUUUCUUCUGUUUCUCUUCCUUCACUGUUACCAUCUGUAAUAACAAUAUGGGACUGUUUUGAACAUGUGCCUUCAAAUACUGUCUUUGUCACUCCAUUUUAAGUGAACCAUGUAUAUGCUUCUUUUCUCUUUUCCCAAUCCAAAGAAGCUGUUAUUGAUCAGGCAAGAUGGAUAUUUGCGGUAGUUUCAUGUGUGGAGCAGCAUAUGAGGCAUUUUGGUCAUCAAGCAGCAGUAACAACCACCACUGUGGAUGAACCCAUUCCUCUGUUAGAACAAUGUGUAUAUUUGGAUGAGAAAAACAAAGUAAGGCUGGAUCCCGUAAUAUUUUAUUCCUACUGCCAAGCUUGCAGUAUAUGCCUAUUUUAGAAAGGUUUUAAGAUAAAACAAUUGUGAAUAUAUAAAAAGAACUGUAUGUCUGCCUUCCAGAGCUUUGGUAAAGUUUCUGUCUCGCUGUUGUUUGUCCAUGUGACAGCUGUAUGAGUAUCUCUGAAAAUAUGUCCAGAAGACUGAGUAACAGUAUGCAGUACAAUAUAUACAGUAGAAUCUUUCACAUAUUGUAUAUCAUCCAUGUUAAGAGUCAGAAGUGAGACUAACGAAGCAAAAGAGAUAAGUGAAUGUGUCAAUGUCUUAGGAGAAAACUGUUAAGCAUCGAGAGAAAUUUCCGUGUUUGGUUCAAGUCAGGAGACAGUGCCUGCUGUCUCACUCUCUUGCAGCCUCUCCUGUUUUGUGAUGUUGCGUAUUAUCAGCUCCUGUUGAAAUCAUGGAAAAUAAAGAAACCAAGGAAAAGCAGAAAACUUUUAGAGGUACCUGGA